Messenger RNA from Polypterus senegalus (gray bichir), 738 nucleotides. RefSeq names its product nuclear GTPase SLIP-GC-like. Lineage: Eukaryota; Metazoa; Chordata; Cladistia; Polypteriformes; Polypteridae. Gene Ontology annotation, molecular function: GTPase activity. The coding region runs from base 1 to 699 and encodes 232 amino acids. The transcript is spliced from 7 exons. The record is from RefSeq and is a predicted model, not a curated record.
AUGAAGUAUUUCUGGGGAAGAACGAACCUUGGUGGUUACCAUAAGACAAUUAAGGCUUUAUCUCAUAAUUCUGGAAGCUUUCGCUCUUCCAAAGGUGAUGUAAUUGAUCUCAACAAUGAGUUGGCAUCACCCAUCUAUGCAGUUGUUGAUAAUACCCUAAAAAGCAGUUUCCAGCUCAACCAGAGUACCAGAAGAAGUAUAAAAGCAGCCUUGGAGUUACUUCAGUUGAAGUUUGAAAAUGAUGCUAUAUUUACAAAGAAGAAAGCUGGACAGUCAUAUCGGCUGGUGUUCAUUAAAACUGAACUAAGAAGAGUCCUGGUGUUAUUGGAAAAAAAAAUUCUUCAGAGUAAAAAAAUAAUAUACAACUCUAUUGUUAAGUCUAUUCAAGAUGGAAUGGAUCCUGUUUAUAAAGAGGCCAGUAAAGAGAAGGGUCGAAACUUCAUGAGUAAAAUUCACACGAUGUUUGAAGAUAAAAUAAAACAAUCCAGAAACUGCUUGUUUAAAGAGGCAAUGAAGAAUAUGCUAAAUGAGUUUACUAAACUAAAGGAUGAAGUGAGAGAAACUUUACAACAAAAAAUGGAUGCCUCUAUGAAGUUGGCACUGACACAGUUUCCAGAGGGUGUGCAUUUUCCAGAUUCCACAGAUGAACUGAAGGAGAUGAAGAACCUCUGUGAUUUGCUAAGCCUUAAUAUUUUUUAACUGAGAGUUCAAGCUUAAAAUUGAGAAUUUUUGGUUUGG